CAUCAAAUUUUCCAUGUUAUGAUUGCUUUCAUCAUUUCUCCCUGUGAAGUUUCUGACUCUUAAUGUGUUGUUGGAUUCACAGAUAAUGAUUUAUUGAAAAUAAUAGCUGUAAUGCAUACACGAGAAGUGAAUACUUAGGGACAGAUGAUCUCCAUUUUGCAAAACAAUUUCUUCUAUUGGAUAGAUUUUAGAAGUUGUUUUGUGGAGGAUAAAAGGAUUUCCUUUUUUAAUCUCCAAAGUAGCUGACACUAUUACUGGUUGUGUCCUUUGGAUCCCCAAGUUGAAGAUUGGUGAAAAUGCGGACUGCAUACCUCAUAGUGGAUGGUGGAACCUGCUUUAGCAAGGACCUCGGAAGAAGAUGAGUCUUGUUACUUUUGGAGUUGUCAGCCAGUGCAUACCUCCUGGAAAAAGCAACAAUCAGUACCUCAUUAUUUUGCUCCUAAAAAAUCUCUAUAUGCUUGUUUUCAUUUGAGAUCCAUCAUUAACUGUUUCCUUUUGUUAUAGCUUGAAGGGAUAAAUUUCCUGUUCAUGAGAUAGCACCCCUCAUGCCUCUCUUUGAUGAAAGAUACUCCUACCAUGAUUUUGACAAUGUGUGUUUCUCAUGGCUCUCCUGGUCAAGCGCCCAACCUUUCAAUGGCUGCAGUGAUACAUUUAUGUUUUAUUUGGCAUUAUAACCUCAGCUCUAUAGUCAUGGUGUUUCUGCUCCAAUCUGCUGUAAGUUUCAGGUUGUUGGCUCUCAAUAUUGGAUGCCGAUUUCAAGGUAUAGGGUUUCUACGAGAAUGCAAAAGCCAAAGUUGGAGAUUUUGGAUUCCUUAUAUAUAAGUCUCUAGCUAAUGGGACAGAUGAUGGUAUUAUCGGGUAUUCAGCAAAUCCCAGAACAUAAACAGGAAUUCUAACAUGGCUUGAUAUUUGAAAGUCACUGAUACAUUGGUAAAUCAUGUUUGCAAGUUAGUCACUUUUUCUCAUUUGAAAAACAUCUAUUUUUCUUUUGAACUUUUGUGUUUUGUUGUUUGUAAGUGAAAUCCUUUCAGCUUUAAACCAAAUUUUAGAAUCAUUUUUCAUUUGAGGGAACUUUGGAUUCUAUGGAACAUGCAACUAUAAAUCAUAACAGAUAAUUCCGUUCAGGUGUACUAUUCAUGUAAGUUUCCUUAGUGUUAUUCUUUUCUUGAGUAGUUAGUGCCGAGAAUAAGGGGUUCUGAAAUUUGGCAUUGCUGUUCUUUACUGUUUAGAAACUUUGAACUAGUUCACUGGGGAGUCCAGCCAGCCCUGUGUAACCCCUAUUUGGCUGAUUGCAUUUAUUCUGUGUUCCUUGUAAGUUUUUAUUGUGGCUUGCUCAGAAAUUUCAGGCAAGAUUCUAGUCUAGUAGAGAACCUCAUGAAUAAAUUUCAUUUUUGGCUCUAGGUAAGUUCUAUGAGGAUGCUGUCGCCAAUAUGGUGACAAGCCUUUGAAGAUUUGUCCUGUGCUCAUCUUUUAUCUUUCAUUUUUUGUUUCAAACGUUCAUAUAGGCUAGUGGGUGACAAUGGUUGUGUAUCUGACAAGGAAAGGGCGACGUAGGGGGAAAGGGUGCUCCAUUUCUUCUAGUCUAAAUUAUGUACGGAUUAGGAUGAAUUUUCUCCUUGAGUAGCACUAGCAUAUACUUCUGGUCC
This is a messenger RNA of Rubroshorea leprosula, 1646 nucleotides long. Lineage: Eukaryota; Viridiplantae; Streptophyta; Magnoliopsida; Malvales; Dipterocarpaceae. The record is from the annotation of a GenBank genome assembly.